GCCGGCGCCUGGCACCGUCCGGGUGAGAGAGGCUAAACGGAGGAGGGCGAGGCAGGUGCUGACGCCAGUCCUGCUCCGAGAACCGCUUUUAGAAGCAAGGUUCUGGCAGGCGACAGCCGGCAACCUAUUUCGCUUCUUAAGCGACAGGCGCGUUCCCUGAAGCUUCAGAAGCUCGGUUCCAAAUAGUAGGCGAGCUGAGCUGGGCAGCGGGAGAAAGGCACCGCCUAGCGUGCCGCCGUUCUCUCCUUCCCUCCACUUUCAGCUACACGCCGGAAAAGUUGCUUCUUGCCCGGUUCGGCCGCCCCUCUCGCUUGGCGCCCUGCAGCCUUAGAAGAAGAGGACUCUAGGCGGGCGCGCGGGGUUCCGGCCCAUGUAGCACCGGCUACCAGGCCCCAUGGAAAACUACGUGAUUAGCGGCGAGCAGCCGGGACUUAGCGGGAACGCCGAGCAGGUCAGCCCUCCGAACGGCGCCGAAGCAUUUGCAGCUUCCGAAGGGACCCCGGGAGUCGUUGCUGACGGCGGCGGAGAGGCGAGCACACGCUCGCGGUCGCUCCGAGCCGUGUAUGUGGUCAACGAGAAUCCGAAAGGAAGCUCCGGGUCGCGAAGUCCCGAAGUUGGAGCGUUGCUGUGCUUGGUGCGAGCUUGUGAGGCCGCCGGAGCUCAGCUGACCACCGUCAACUUCGGAGAGCUGGACUUCGGCGAAACGGCCGUGCUGGACAUCUUCUACGACGCGGAUGUUGCAGUAGUGGAUAUGAGUGAUUUUUCCAGGCAACCCGCCCUGUUCUACCACCUUGGGGUACGUGAAAGCUUUGAUAUGGCCAAUAAUGUUAUACUUUACCAUGAUACGGAUGUUGAUACUUCUCAGUCACUGAAGGACAUGGUAUCUCAGAAAAACACAGCUGUCAGCCAUAAAUCUUUUCUUCAAGUACAUCUACCUCCAGAAUACCAUAGUGGUAGUAUGAUGGGCAAAGCUUCAAGUGGCAACUAUCACUUCAUUCCAUACACUAUAUCAUCAUGUGAUGAUUAUUUUUGUUGUGAAAGUGAUGCCCAGCGGAGAGCAUCUGAGUACAUCCAAUCUAAUUGGGAUACCAUCUUAGGCCCACUCUGUGUUCCACUAAUGGACAAGUUUAUAAGCCUCCUCAAGGAUAUUCAUAUCACUUCAGGUACAUAUUAUAAGGAAAGUCUGUUAAAUGACAUCAGAAAAGCUAGAGAGAAAUAUCAAGGAGAAGAACUUGCAAAAGAACUGGCUAGGAUUAAACUUCGUAUGGAUAAUACUGAAGUCCUGACUUCUGACAUUGUGAUAAAUUUACUCCUAUCCUAUAGAGAUAUCCAGGAUUAUGAUGCUAUGGUGAAACUAGUGGAGACAUUGGAAAUGCUCCCAACUUGUGAUUUGGCAGAUCAGCACAAUAUCAAAUUUCACUAUGCCUUUGCACUGAAUAGAAGGAAUAUCAUGGGUGACCGGGAAAAGGCACUGAAAGUGAUGCUCCAGGUCUUACAGACAUGUGAUCAUCCAGCACCCGAUAUGUUUUGCCUAUGUGGGAGAAUUUAUAAAGAUAUGUUCCUUGAUUCAGACUAUAAAGACAACAGUAGCCGAGACAAAGCCAUUGAAUGGUAUCGUAAAGGGUUUGAGCUCCAGUCAACUCUGUAUUCUGGAAUUAACCUUGCAGUCUUGCUGAUUGUUUCAGGGCAGCAAUUUGAAACUUCCAUGGAACUGAGGAAAAUAGGAGUACGGUUAAAUAGUUUAUUGGGAAGAAAAGGGAAUCUGGAAAAAAUGAACAAUUACUGGGAUGUUGGACAGUUUUUCACUGUAACCAUGUUGGCCAGUGACAUUGGUAAAGCUGUCCAAGCAGCAGAGAGACUUUUCAAAUUGAAACCACCCAUUUGGUAUUUAAAAUCCUUGGUACAAAAUCUCACAUUAAUUCAGCAUUUCAAGAAACUGACCAUAGAACAUUCUCUGAGGCAAGAAAGACUGAACUUCUGGUUGGAUAUAAUUUUUGAGGCAACCCAAGAAAAAACAAAUGGAUUAAGAUUCCCAGUAUUAGUGAUAGAGCCAACCAAGAUAUACCAGCCUGCAUAUGUUUCAAUCAAUAAUGAAACUGAUGAUAGGACAGUUUCCCUUUGGCAUGUAUCACCUGCAGAAAUGAAACGAAUUCAUGAAUGGAAUUUUACAGCUUCUUCUAUUAGAGGAAUAAGCAUAUCUAAAUUUGAUGAACGAUGCUGUUUCCUCUAUGUCCACGACAACUCUGAUGACUUUCAAAUCUAUUUUUCUACAGAGUGUCAGUGUAGUAGAUUCUGUGCUUUGGUUAAGGAGAUCUUCAUUGAUGCUGUAGGAAAUACCCUGGAACUUGAAGGAGAGAUUGAUGGUGAUAUAUUAGAAUAUGAAUAUGACUAUAAUGAGAAUGGAGAUAGAGUUGUAUUAGGGAAAGGAAGCUAUGGAAUAGUUUAUGCUGGAAGAGAUCUUAGCAAUCAAGUUCGAAUAGCCAUCAAAGAAGUACCAGAAAAAGAUAGCAGAUAUUCUCAGCCACUGCAUGAAGAAAUUGCUCUUCACAAAUAUCUAAAACACCGAAAUAUUGUUCAGUAUCUUGGUUCUGUUUCUGAAGAUGGAUAUAUUAAAAUCUUCAUGGAACAAGUGCCUGGUGGAAGUCUUUCUGCACUCCUUAGAUCAAAAUGGGGACCAAUGAAAGAGCCCACCAUUAAGUUUUAUACCAAGCAGAUACUAGAAGGUUUAAAAUAUCUCCAUGAAAAUCAGAUUGUACACAGAGAUAUAAAAGGAGACAAUGUUUUAAUUAAUACAUACAGUGGAGUAGUAAAAAUUUCUGAUUUUGGAACUUCUAAACGCCUUGCAGGAGUCAAUCCAUGUACAGAAACAUUUACAGGUACUUUGCAGUAUAUGGCCCCAGAGAUUAUUGAUAAGGGCCCUCGAGGAUAUGGGGCACCAGCUGAUAUAUGGUCCCUGGGAUGUACUAUCAUUGAAAUGUCAACAGGAAAGGCUCCAUUUCAUGAACUUGGGGAGCCACAAGCAGCCAUGUUCAAAGUUGGGAUGUUCAAAAUUCACCCCGAAAUCCCUAAAUCACUUUCUGCUGAAGCUAAAGCUUUUAUCUUACUUUGUUUUGAACCUGAUCCAAACAAACGUGUUACAGCAUCUGAUUUAUUUAAAGACUCAUUCUUAAAGCAAGUGAACAAAAGCAAGAAAAAUAGAAUUGCAUUCAAACCUUCAGAUUACAGUCGUAGUGCUUCUCUGCCUCUGCCAGUCCACAAGGAGCAGACUGGCAGUAGUAGCAGUGAGCCUGGCUCUGUCUCUCCAGACUCUGAUGUGCAAUCUGACAUGUUUGAAAAAGCAAAGCGUUCUCUUUCUGAAGUGCAAUCAAAGAGUCCCAUUUCCCAUUUAUUAAGUGUUCCUGAUGACAGCUCAAUUCCAAAUGAGCGAAAUUCCUCUCCUUUCCUUGAUGAAAAAGAUUCUGGUCUUUUCUUACUGAGGAAGGACAGUGAACAUCGUGAAAUUCUUAAUAAAAUACUUAAGGAAGAGCAGAAUCAAGUAGCUUCUAAUCUACAAGUUUGUAUAGCACAGAGUUCUGAAGAGCUGCGUCUUUCAGUUGCUCACAUUAAGCAGAUAAUUGGGAUUUUAAGAGAUUUCAUACACACUCCUGAACACAGAAUUAUGGCAUCAACUAUAUCAAAGUUGAAAAUGGAACUGGAUUUUGACAAUGCUUCAAUCAAUCAGAUUCAAUUAGUAUUGUUUGGAUUUCAAGAUGCAGUGAACAAAGUAUUAAGGAAUCAUGUCAUCAAACCUCAUUGGAUGUUUGCGAUGGAUAAUAUAAUACGGCGUGCAGUUCAAGCAGCCAUCACUAUUCUUAUUCCUGAGCUUCGAACUCAUUUUGAACCAGCAUCAGAAACUGAAGUAGAUAAAGAGGAAGAUGAAAUUGAGGAAGAUUACCAGCAAGCUGAACAAGGUAGACCAGAGGAAUCAGUUACUGCUGGAGGGUACACGCUUACUUCUUCACAGUCCCCAGACACUGAACAGAAACUUAGCUUGCAGUUAAAUAAAUUAAAGCAGCAAACAAACAGGUUACUGGAAAACCUAAUACAGAGGGAAAGGGAAUACCAGACACUCCUUCAGCAAGCAUUACAGCAAAAAAAUCAAGAUUUGCAACUUCUUCAGCUCCAGUUAAAAACUACUGAAAUUCAACCAUCGUCAUCUGCUCUUCAGCACAAUGUUGAUGAAGAACUUAUCCAGUGGUUAAAACAACAAAGAGCUGAUUCAGAUGCAAUUGAUAGGUUUGUUCAAGAGGACUAUACACUCAGCGAUGUUCUAAACAGUAUCACAAAGGAGGAUUUGCAACUGCUCAGACUCCGUGGCGGACUUGUCUGUCGCAUCUGGAAUGCAAUAUUAAAACACAGAAAGCAAAAUACAGUGUUGGGGAUGGAGGUUUAGCAUUUCACUUUUGCCAGAUGCCAAUGGACUGAGA
Molecule: messenger RNA, 4466 nt
Organism: Pseudonaja textilis
Lineage: Eukaryota; Metazoa; Chordata; Lepidosauria; Squamata; Elapidae
Gene: MAP3K15
Product: mitogen-activated protein kinase kinase kinase 15
Biological process (GO): cellular response to stress; MAPK cascade; protein phosphorylation
Molecular function (GO): ATP binding; MAP kinase kinase kinase activity
Source: RefSeq, a predicted model, not a curated record